CUUUUCACUUUACACACAUCAUCGUGGAUUGCUCAUUUUGCCCGGCUACAAAGCAGAGCCAUGCCGCUGGGGAAGCAGUUGCGAUUUAGCCAUGGCUGCAGCUUGGAUCGUGGUGCUGGUGCCUUUGGUGCUAGGCUUGGCCGUGGCAGGCCCUGUCCCCACUUCAAAGCCCACCACAACUGGGAAGGGCUGCGACAUUGGCAGGUUCAAAUCUCUGUCACCGCAGGAGUUGGCAAGCUUCAAGAAGGCCAGGGACGCCUUGGAAGAAUCACUCAAGUUGAAAAACUGGAGUUGCAGCUCUCCUGUCUUCCCCAGGAAUUGGGACCUAAGGCUUCUCCAGGUGAGGGAGCGCCCUGUGGCCUUGGAGGCUGAGCUGGCCCUGUCGCUGAAAGUCCUGGAGGCUGCCGCUGACACUGACUCGGCCCUGGGGGUCGUCCUAGACCAGCCCCUUCACACCCUGCACCACAUCCUUUCUCAGCUCCGGGCCUGUAUCCAGGCUCAACCCACAGCAGGGCCCAGUCCCCGGGGCCGCCUCCAACACUGGCUACACCGGCUCCAGGAGGCCCCCAAAAAGGAGUCCCCUGGCUGCCUCGAGGCGUCUGUCACCUUCAACCUCUUCCGCCUACUCAUACGAGACCUGAUAUGUGUCGCCAAUGGGGACCUGUGUCUGAGAACGUCAACCCACCCCGAAUCCACCUGACACACACCACACCUUAUUUAUGGACUGAGCCCUACUCCUUCCUUAAAUUAUUUCCUCUCACCCUUUAUUUAUGAAGCUGCAGCCCUGACUGAGACAUAGGACUGAGUUUAUUGUUUUACUUUUAUACAUUAUGCACAAAUAAACAACAAGGAAUUGGAA
Messenger RNA from Rhinopithecus roxellana (golden snub-nosed monkey), 859 nucleotides. It is a transcript of the gene IFNL1, whose product is annotated as interferon lambda 1. Gene Ontology annotation, biological process: defense response to virus; innate immune response; cell surface receptor signaling pathway via JAK-STAT. The coding region runs from base 92 to 700 and encodes 202 amino acids. The transcript has 5 exons. The record is from RefSeq and is a predicted model, not a curated record. Gene Ontology annotation, molecular function: cytokine activity. Lineage: Eukaryota; Metazoa; Chordata; Mammalia; Primates; Cercopithecidae.